Messenger RNA from Anopheles marshallii, 597 nucleotides. Its product is annotated as IDLSRF-like peptide. The transcript is spliced from 4 exons. The record is from RefSeq and is a predicted model, not a curated record. Lineage: Eukaryota; Metazoa; Arthropoda; Insecta; Diptera; Culicidae. Gene Ontology annotation, molecular function: protein binding. Bases 1 to 597 code for a protein of 198 amino acids.
AUGGCUCCUACAAACUGGUUGUGGUUGGGAAAUGUUUUUUUCCUAUCGCUCCCGUUGGCGAUAUUGGGAAUCGAUCUAAGCAGGCUUUACGGCCAUCUGCCAGCUGUUUCGAAGCGCAAUGAGGCUUGCCACCCGUACGAACCAUUCAAAUGCCCUGGUGAUGGGAACUGUAUUUCCAUACAGUACCUUUGCGACGGUGCGCCCGAUUGUUCCGAUGGAUACGACGAAGAUAUGCGUCUUUGUACAGCGGCAAAACGGCCACCAGUAGAAGAAACAGCUUCAUUCCUGCAAAGCCUACUGGCAUCGCACGGGCCUAACUAUCUGGAAAAACUGUUCGGCAGUAAAGCGCGUGACGCACUGGCACCACUCGGUGGUGUGGAAAAGGUGGCCAUCGCCCUCAGUGAAUCGCAAACCAUCGAAGAUUUUGGAGCCGCUCUGCAUCUGAUGAGGUCUGACCUCGAGCAUUUACGAUCGGUUUUCAUGGCAGUGGAGAACGGCGAUCUAGGCAUGUUGAAAUCGAUCGGUAUCAAAGACUCGGAGCUGGGCGACGUCAAGUUUUUCCUAGAAAAACUCGUCAACACAGGCUUCCUAGACUGA